Molecule: messenger RNA, 2072 nt
Organism: Orbicella faveolata
Lineage: Eukaryota; Metazoa; Cnidaria; Anthozoa; Scleractinia; Merulinidae
Biological process (GO): protein phosphorylation
Molecular function (GO): GTP binding; GTPase activity; ATP binding
Source: RefSeq, a predicted model, not a curated record
UGUGGCGAGUGAAGAUUAAGAUUGCGACAGUAGAAUAUCCACUAGGCCAGGGAAAAGACCCUGGGAACGAGGUUGCUGAAAAAGAGCCACCAGACUGCCGUUAUCCAUGCAGACUAUGCGUCGCCUGACUAUUCCACAGCAAUCGUCGCGUGACCAGAUGCUAACCAGAAUGCACCGCGAAUGUAAUCUCGUGAUACGAGAUAUACUACCCGAGUCGGAGCAGAAUGCAGAAAAACAUGAAAGAAGUCAGAUUGAAAAAAGCUACCUAAGCCGAUGCUGUAUUUGUAUUGAGAAAACUCUUCUUAAUGAACGUUGACGUUUAAUUUUACCUUCCAAAUGAACCGCGCUAGCGCGCUAUUUUUAGUGGAAAACAUCUUCUCCCGGAAGAACAUUCCUCAACAUGGCGUACGUUGACUUAGCUGAGGAAGGCUGGUGGAAGGUUUUAUCGAGAUAACUUCACUUUUGACAUUGCAAAAUGAGUCACGGUGAAGCUGAGGAAGAGUCUCUCGAGUCUCAUGUAAAAGGCCUUGAGUUUGAGAGAGAAAUUGGGAAAGGUUCUUAUGGAAAAGUCUACAAGGCCGUCUGGAAUGGGAGCGAGGUUGCAGCCAAAAGGUUCCACUGCGCCUUCUUUGAAAACGGUUUAAGUCAAGUGGCAGAUCAAUUCAUGGAGGAAAUUCAGCGAGAAUGCGAUGUUCUAAAGAUGCUGAACCAUGCCAACGUUGUUAAGCUGCAUGCUGUUUUGUUUCCCAAGGGACUCUCGCCCAUAAUCAUUACAGAACUUUUACACUGUGAUUUAGAAAAGUACAUUAAAGAAUCCACCUCCUCACCGAAAAUUCCAAACAUGAACCUGGUUUGUAUAGCUUUGGAUGUGAUUCAAGGGCUACAGUACAUGCAUAGUUUGUCCCCACCUGUGGUCCAUCGUGACCUAGCAACCAAGAAUAUUUUACUUACAACAAAUGGCACUGCCAAGAUUGCUGAUUUGGGCGUUGCUAAAGUGUUUGCCGCAGGUUGCGAAAUGUAUGCUACUCGUGUGCCAGGUACACCGGCUUAUGCAGCUCCAGAAACCUAUCCUGUUAUGAAGAAUUUUAAAGUAGUAGGCAAUGCAAAGUAUGGUCCCAAAGUUGACAUCUUUUCAUUUGGUGCUGUUUUACUGGCUAUGAUCGUUGGUCAUGAGCCUGUGAUUUGGCCGAUAACUCCAAUCAGCAAAGAUGGUGAGAUGAUUAGUGAACAUGAUCGUCGCAAAACUGACAUCCUAGAAAUGGGGGAUCAUUUUCUACAAGGGCUGGUGUUAAGUUGUUUGGAGAAUGAUAGCAAUUACCGUAAAUCAGCAAAGGACAUUAUAACAGAGCUAGAGAAGCAGAAAUGGAACCUAGUUCGACACUCUGGGUCUUGUGGAGUGGAGGAAGAGCUAGUGAUUGAGAAGGUUGGACGCCAACCAUCAUAUGAUUACAAAUUCAAGAUCCUCUUUAUUGGAGAUAGGGGAGUCGGAAAGUCUUGUUUGUUUCAACGCUUUCAGAACCCCUUUUAUAACAUUCUCAUGAGCACAAUGACAAUAGGCUUAGAAAUCGACACCGAGUCAUUCAAGUGUGGCUCCAAGUUUGUACAUUUAGAGGUAAUUGACACUGCUGGGCAGGAGCAAUUCUUUGCAGUGCAAGCUAUGUAUUUUCGUGGCGUCCAUGGUAUUUUUCUUGUGUGUGAUGUGACAAAUCGUGAAACUUUUCACAACGUUCCCAGGUGGUUGGACCUAGCUCGGCUUUAUUGCACCGAAAGCAAUGCUCUGAUUAUUCUGAUUGGUAACAAGAUAGAUCAAGUCAGCAACCGUAAAGUUUCUUAUGAGGAAGGCCAGGCACUUGCCAAAUGUCAUGGCCUGAGCUACAUGGAAGCCAGUGCUUUGAAUGUGGAAAGAAUUGAGGAAAUGUACAAGACUAUGAUUCAACUUUUGAUGAGAUCUGUUGAUCUGGGUCAAAUAAAAAUCGAGCUUCGUAACACAGAGGAGAAAGUCAAGUUAAAGAAAUUGCCAAAGAAAUCAAAAUGUAACAUCUGCAAGUGAAGCAAAUGAAGUAAACAAAGAU